AUGGAUCGUAAUAAAGAAUUAACUUUUGACGAAUUCCUCCGAACUGAUCCACAGUAUGAACUAUUAAAAAAGCAACAAUUCGAUGCGUACGAUCUUAAUGGCGAUGGAAUUGUUACACUUAAAGAAUUCAAUUCAUUUAAUGACGAAAAAGAAGAAAAAAGUAUUGUAAAUAAAGCAAGAUAUUAUGGAAAAAUCUUUGAGGAUUUCGAUGAUAAUUUCGAUAUGAAAAUUAGCUUAGAUGAAGCUAAAAAGAUUCUCGUCGAACGUUUUCUUCUUAAACCGCGAUCAAACUUCGCAAAAUUAUUUACGCGAUUUGACAGUGAUGCAGAUGGUAGUCUCAAUAUUUUAGAAUAUGUCAAUUUCGAUAGGGAUUUCCCAUUUGAGGAAUUGGAUCCAGUGGAUGAAGCAAGUGAUAUGUCAACUACUCUUCCAUUGAUGAAAAAAUUAAAAUUAAAGCCAAUGCAGAAGAUCAAAAAGGCUGGUGCAACCGUAAGCUGA
Molecule: messenger RNA, 498 nt
Organism: Dracunculus medinensis (Guinea worm)
Lineage: Eukaryota; Metazoa; Nematoda; Chromadorea; Rhabditida; Dracunculidae
Source: the annotation of a GenBank genome assembly